GGAACAAUAUAUGCAAGCUUAAAUCCCAUCCAAGACUACAUUUUUUUUUUGCCAAGUUUAUGCCCUCCCCAAAUGGAGAUUCCAAAAGUCUUAAAUAUCCUUUUAAUGAUAAAAAUGAUGGUAAUAGCUUUAACUACCAUCUCCACAUCCCCUGUAGCUGGCCAGAACACCAGUGCUGUGAAGGUUGCUGUUGGUGUUAUUCUUGAUAGAGACACCAUAUCUGGAAAGAUGAGAGCUGCUUGUACAUCGUUAGCUCUAGCUGAUAUCUAUGCCAACCGCAAUCACAUUACCAGAAUUGUCCCUCACUUCAGAGAUUCCGCAUUGGAUGAUGUUGGUGCAGCAUCUGCUGCCAUAGACCUGCUGAAGAAUUUUGAAGUACAAGCCAUCCUAGGCCCUCAAGGAUCCACACAAGCAGAUUUUAUAACAGACAUAGGGAAGAAAGUGAGAGUACCCAUCAUUUCAUCAGCCACGAGUCCCUCUCUUUCAGCCAGCCAAAACCCAUACUUCAUCAGAGCAGCUUACUGCUCCUGUGCGCAGGCUAAAGCCAUUGCAGCAAUUGUUAAGGCCUUUGGUUGGAGGGAAGUCGUUUUUAUCUACGAAAACAGCAACUUUGGCAGUGGGAUCCUUCCCCAUCUGACUGAUGCCAUGAUGGAUAUCAGUGUUUCAGUAGCUGAUAGAAGCAUACUUUCUCCAUCAGCAAAUGAUGACCAGAUCAUGGAGGAGCUAAAAAAGUUAAAGUCUAAGCAGACACGUGUCUUCAUAGUCCAUUUGCAUCCAACUUUUGCUCCUCGGUUUUUUGUUAAAGUGAAAGAAGCUGGAAUGAUGAGUACUGGAUAUGUAUGGAUAAUCACGGAUGAAUUCACUAGUCUUCUGGUUUCAAUGAAACCUUCUGUUCUUGACACACUGCAGGGGGUUAUAGGAGUGAAGCCUUACGUCCCAAGUUCAGCUAAGCUGAAUAACUUCACCAUGAGAUGGAAAUCAAAGGAAUUCCGUCGACAAAAUCCAGACUUGGAUGGAAUAGAGCUCACUGUAUUUGGGCUAUGGGCAUAUGACAGCGCCGUGGCUUUAGCCAUGGCACUUGAGAAAGUAGGCACUACAAGUCUAAAAUUCAACGGAACUCUCAAUAAAAAGGAUAAUCUAACAGAUCUGGAUGCAAUUGGUACUUCACGUCUGGGGCCUUUGCUACUCAAAUCAAUGAGAAACAUCAAAUUCAGAGGACUGACUGGUGAUUUCCACAUAGUUGAUGGAGAAUUACAACCAUCUGCAUUUGAGAUUAUGAAUGUGGUAGGCAGAGAGAAAGGGAUCGGGUUCUGGACAGAGAAGUAUGGGAUUUCCAAUCAACCAAACCCAAACACUACAACUCUUUACUCUGCUAAGCAAGAUGAUCUCGGUGCCAUCUUAUGGCCAGGUCAGUCUACUGCUGUUCCUAAAGGCUGGGAGAUUCCUACAGGUGAAUCAAAGUUGAGGGUAGGAGUUCCUGUUAAAGGAGGACUGGAGCAAUUUGUGAAGGUUACAAUUGAUCCCCAGACAAAAGCUGUAAAAGCAUCUGGUUUCUGUGUAGAAGUUUUUGAAGAAGUCAUGAGGUCUAUGCCUUAUUCUGUACCAGUGGAGUAUAUACCAUUCCCAAUCCCUCUAGGUGAAAACCUUCCAAAUUACGAUGACUUCGUUGAUCAGAUCUUUUCCGGGAAACUUGAUGCAGUAGUUGGUGAUGUCACAAUUUUAGCGAAGCGGUCCAAACAUGUGGACUUCAGCUUACCAUUUACAGAGUCUGGGGUCACCACAGUCGUCCCAGUCAAGCAAGGUGACAAGAAGAAUCGAUGGAUUUUCUUGAAACCUGUGAAGAAAGAGCUUUGGGUGACGACGGCAAUGUCCUUUGUCUUCAUCGGCACCGCUAUUUGGGUACUUGAACACCAAGUAAACAAAGAGUUCCAAGGUCCACGCUACAAGCAAGUUGGAAUGAUCUUCUGGUUCUCCUUCUCAACGCUUGUUUUUGCACACAAGGAAAGGGUAAUAAGCAAUUUAUCAAAAUUCGUGAUCAUAGUAUGGGUGUUUGUUGUUCUUGUCCUGACAUCCAGCUACACAGCAAGCUUAACAUCUAUGUUAACAGUACAACAGUUGCAGCCCACUGUCACUGAUCUCAAUGAUCUGAUCAAGAAUGGGGAGUAUGUGGGAGUCCAAGAUGGUUCCUAUGUUGCUGGGAUGUUAUAUAACAUGAAGUUCGAGAGAACGAAAAUUAGGAAUUACAGCACUUUAGAAGAGUAUGAUGAAGCACUUACAAAAGGAAGUAGAAAUGGUGGAGUUGCUGCUAUUGUGGAUGAGCUGCCCUUUAUCAGGAUAUUCCUUGCAAAGUAUUGUGGGAAGUACACUAUAAUUGGUCCAACCUACAAGACUGCUGGAUUUGGAUUUGCAUUUUCGAGGGGAUCCCCAUUGGUGCCUGAUGUCUCAAGAGCACUGUUAGGUGUGACAGAGAGUGAGACUAUGAUGAGAAUAACGGAUAAAUUGUUUGGAAAAGGAACAGAAUGCUCACAGCGAGAUGGAAACUUGGCUGCUUCUGAUAGCUUGGCACUGGACAGUUUUAUAGGACUUUUCACUAUUGCUGGUGUGUCUGCUUUAUCAGCUCUUCUCAUAUUCUUCUGCUCCUUCUUAUAUCAGAGCAAGGAUAUCUUAAAAUCCGACUUCUCAAUCCAACAGAAGUUUUCUGCAUUAGCAAAAGCUUUCUAUGAAGAAAAGGAGAAACCAUCAAAGGAGUCUCAAAAUCCAGAUGAAGGCAAUGCACAGACAAUGCAAGAAUUUCAUCCACAAACUCCAGAAACCGAAAAUGCAUGUUCUCCCAAUCAAAACAUCUUCACUAGUGAAGAGGGAUUCACUACAACAGAGCCGGGAAGUCCAGUAAAUGACAGCUCCAUAACUGAGGGGUCUGCAGAAGGAUGAUGCACCAAACUGUAAAUUAGGUAAAAUUUCUUACAUUGUAAAGUUAGCUGAACAGAAAGGCUAGAAGAGAUCGGAAUUCCUGUCAAUUGUUUCAUACUUUUAUUGCUGAUUGCACCAUUAAUAGUCAAUUACACUUCCUAUAAAAUGGUAUCACCAAUUGUUUAAUGAUAUAUAUGCUUGAUGAUUACAUACUGAGCUUUGGGACAUUAAGGGCUUAAGAGGACAUGGCGUCUCUCUUUCAGAUGUUAGUCGGCGAUACAGGCAGAAGGUAGGCGACAAGCAUAAGGAUUAUAAAUUUCGCCGCUACUGCUGUGUUCCAAUAGCAACCAGACUCGAAUAUAUACCAGUAAGAAAAGCUUUUGAAUUUGAUUCCAAGCCUUUUAUUCAAAUCUCUGAAGCGGAAGUGCAAGUACUCUCAAAGUGGUUCCGAUAUGGAAUUGGAAAAUUUUCACAUCCUUUGCCAAAAACUGAUUCUAUUUGUGUUUUUCAUAACAAUAUUAAGACAGUAUUUGUGAUUUUCUUAUUAACCUUCAUUUUCAUCAAACUACAUUAAUCAAGUUCUUUUCCAAAACUAAACUAUACAUCAUAUGUACUUCUAUAUAAUUUUUUGGAUUGUUGAUACAAGGGUCACCCCUUCUCAAUUUUGUAUGUAAGUAAUAAGUUGAUUCUACUAAUUAAGGCUCUCUCUAAGCAAUGUGUGUUCUGUUAGUCUAGUGAUACAUAGUACUGAAAUACUUUAUUGAUAUGAUAAAGAACACUUAAACCUUGACAGAUGAAUUGAAUUUCCGGUUUACAAGCCACCUUAUUUUUAAAUCGAUAGUGUUGUUUGGUUAAAGUUUUAUGUUUCUGUGAAAAGGUUAUGCUUUCAUUUCAAUCAUCUCAAAUAUUUAGUUUAGGUUAUGUUUUUCUCGAACAACCUUAACUUCUAAUGUAUAUGUAACACGUCAGAUUUGGGCUCAGAGGAGUUUUUGGUUAUAUGCAAGGGUGACCAUUGAUCUGGUAAUAAAGAAUUCAUGGUUAAAAUAUUACAAAGUAAGAGAUGCUACGAGAACUAAUUAACUAGAUAGAUGCAUGGUGUUAUUUCAAGUUGACUUGGUGAUCACACAUUCACACAUCCAUAUUCCUCUGUCAAGAGUUCAAGACUACUGAUCUUGAAUUUGAAGUUUAGUGGACAAGUUUAAGAAUUUAAAUAGCCAUCGACUCAUUGAGUAUUUCUCUUAAAUUCUGUAUUGAAAUAUAAUGAUUUAUUUUGGUUGUUGUUUCCUUAAAUUGAAAAUUGACAUAUAUUUUGAUAUGGAUUCAUGACUGAAUGGGGUUAGUUUGCCCCAACAUGCAGAACA
Molecule: messenger RNA, 4271 nt
Organism: Cuscuta epithymum
Lineage: Eukaryota; Viridiplantae; Streptophyta; Magnoliopsida; Solanales; Convolvulaceae
Source: the annotation of a GenBank genome assembly